AUGCCCAGCCCAGACCAGAUUGCGUUGGAGUUCCGCACAUUUGUGCAAGCCCUCAAGGAGGACAAUGACCUGGUCGAAAUAAACGAGGAGAUUGAUCCAAACUUGGAAGUUGGUGCCAUCAUCAGGAGGGUCUGCGAGACCAACGACAAAGCACCAUUGUUCAACAACCUCAAAGGCAACGUCAAUGGCUUCUGGAGAAUCCUCGGUGCUCCAGCCUCGCUUCGGAGCGAUCCGAAGCAGACGUAUGGUAGAAUCGCUCGGCACCUUGGGCUCCCGGUGACUGCAAGCAUGAAAGACGUGGUGGACAAGGUCUUAUCUGCCAAAACGAAGUCGGCCAUCCCCCCUCGAAUUGUCAAGACUGGGCCAUGCAAGGAGCACAUCUUGUCCCCAGGCGAAUUCGAUUUGACCAAACUCCCGGCGCCAUUUCUGCACCAGUCUGACGGCGGCAAGUACAUCCAGACGUAUGGCAUGCACAUUGUGCAGUCCCCGGAUGGAAAAUGGACCAACUGGUCCAUCGCACGGGCGAUGGUGAAAGACGGCAACCACCUCGUCGGUCUGGUCAUCGAGCCCCAACACAUCUGGCAGAUUCACCAGAUGUGGAAGAAAGAAGGCAAGGAUGUGCCCUGGGCAUUGUGCUUUGGCGUCCCACCGGCGGCCAUCAUGGCGUCCAGCAUGCCGCUCCCCGAUGGCGUUUCUGAAGGUGGCUACGUGGGCGCCAUGACCGGAACAGCCCUGGACGUCGUCAAAUGCGAGACGAACGAUCUGUACGUUCCGGCCACCUCGGAGAUCGUUUUCGAAGGGACAUUGUCUAUCACCGAGACUGCGCCGGAGGGACCUUUCGGGGAAAUGCACGGAUAUGUGUUUCCAGGAGACACACACCCGUGGCCCGUGUACACGGUCAACAAGAUCACGCAUCGCACCGAUGCCAUCAUGCCAGUGUCGAACUGUGGGAGAAUCACCGACGAAACACACACGAUGAUAGGAACUUUGGCAGCGGCCGAGAUCCGUCAACUUUGCCAGGAAAACGGCCUACCGAUCAAAGAAGCCUUCGCACCUUUCGAGACGCAGGUGACCUGGGUGGCGCUUCAAGUUGACACCGUCGCCCUGCGACGCGGAAAGUGGACUCCUGCUCAGUUCAGGAAGACCGUCGGCGACUUGGUCUUCAACCACAAAGUCGGAUACACCAUCCAUCGCCUGGUCCUCAUCGGGGAUGACCUUGACGUUUACAAUUUCAAAGAUGUCAUCUUUGCAUUCAGCACCAGGUGCCGCCCCGACACUGAUGAGACCUUCUUCCAGGAAUGUCGUGGCUUUCCCUUGAUCCCGUACAUGUCGCAUGGAUCGGCAUCGCCUGUGAAAGGUGGAAAGGUCGUGUCAGACGCUCUACUCCCCGUAGAGUAUACUGAGGGCCGUAAUUGGGAGCUUGCCGAUUUCAAGCACUCGUACCCUGAGGCUUUACAGGAGAAGGUUCUGGGGAAGUGGCAGGCGUACGGAUUCUAG
This is a messenger RNA of Capronia coronata CBS 617.96, 1497 nucleotides long. RefSeq lists its product as uncharacterized. The transcript has 2 exons. Gene Ontology annotation, biological process: ferulate metabolic process; cinnamic acid catabolic process. Gene Ontology annotation, cellular component: cytoplasm. Gene Ontology annotation, molecular function: carboxy-lyase activity. Lineage: Eukaryota; Fungi; Ascomycota; Eurotiomycetes; Chaetothyriales; Herpotrichiellaceae. The record is from RefSeq and is a predicted model, not a curated record. The coding region runs from base 1 to 1497 and encodes 498 amino acids.